Molecule: messenger RNA, 1974 nt
Organism: Bombus pascuorum
Lineage: Eukaryota; Metazoa; Arthropoda; Insecta; Hymenoptera; Apidae
Gene: Ada3
Product: transcriptional adapter 3
Exons: 2
Coding region: 515-1894 (459 amino acids)
Biological process (GO): regulation of transcription by RNA polymerase II
Cellular component (GO): SAGA complex
Molecular function (GO): transcription coactivator activity
Source: RefSeq, a predicted model, not a curated record
CAAGGGAAAAUUUCAGUCAGUUGACGCUGUACCAUACACGCUUUAGGUACAUGUAAAUAAAAAAGUUGCGAUAGUGCUGCUGUUUAAUAGGAAAGGAUCGUUUAGCGAUUCGACUAACUAUUCUCGUAUCAGUUUCUUGAACAUAAAGCGAAAAACAAAAAUAUUUUCUUUAAUAAAUUCUCGAGGCCUACCAGCUGAUCGGAGCGUUCAUUGCGCGUACAACUUGUGGAUGUUAACAUAACCUAAUAGCUUAUGACACUUCAGAAUUGUAUGUGUAUAACGAUUGAAAAUUGGAAAGUUUAAACUGAAAGGAGAUAAAAUCUUUUAUGCAAAGUACAAAAACGUCUACUAUGUGUUGAACUAAAAAUUUAUUUGAAUGAAAAAGAUUAUGCUUACAAGAAAGGUAGAUAGAAUUAGUCAACACAACAACCAAGCCUUAUAAAGAUGAGUAUCUUCUAAUGAAAUAAUAGACGGAAUUUUUUGAAGGCACCUGUGCAAAAUUAAAAUUGUAACCAUGUCUGGAAAAGGAAAACAAAGUUCCAAAAAGGCAGUCGUCAAAGUACGAGAAAGUGGGAAGACUGUACAAUCUUCUGCCCUUAACUCGGAUACGACUUUGGAAAAUACAGAGGUCACAAAACCUCUAUCUAUUUUAAAAAUUGCUGACAAUAGCCGCCUUCUUCCAAGGUAUAGUAGUAUCCUGCAACGCAGUGUGGAAGAAGGUGUAGGAAUGGAGGAUCUUGAUACACUACAAUUAGAACUAGAAAUGCUUCUCUCCUCUGUAGUGGUGCGACAUCGCAUGCUUCAAGAGGAAAUAGCCAAUUUGUCUUCAGUAGAGGAACGCAGAGACAAAAGAUCCAAAAGUGGGAAAGGUCUUUCUCUUUUGGAUAAAAAGGUCAGAGAAGAAAAGUUCAAACCUAAAGAACUUAAUGUUAAAACACAGUCUCCUCUACCUGCAAAACUGUUCAAGCAAAAAGCUGUUACCAGCUCAAACUCUCAAGUCAUUCCAAAUGUUCAUGAAAUUUCAAGAAUUGAAGGUUCCAAAUCUGAAUCACCAAAGUUGCUCUUACCAAAAAAUGAUACUCCCAAUAAAUUCUGGGCAUCUGUCGAUCCAUAUUGCACAGAUAUUAUGUCUGAUGAUAUUAAAUUACUAGAAGAAUUAAUUUGCACACACAGUGACGUUAGUGACUUUAAAAAAGUCCCUCCAUUAGGUCGUCACUACAGUUUAAUGUGGGCACAUAAUGAUUUGUUGCAAGAAGAAGAUGCAGGUAAUCCAACUAGAGAAAAAAAAAAAAAUCGCUCGGAUGUGUCUCUGUUAGUUGGAAAAAAUGACAAAAAGGCACACAGUAUAGCAGGACCUCUAACUCAGAGAUUAGUCUCUGCCCUACUUGAAGAAAAUGUAUAUGUUGCAAAUAAUAACACAGAUAACAAACUCUUUAGGGAUAGUGAUCCUCCGGUUUUAAGAGAUCUUACUAUUCAGAACUCUAUUAAUUUAGAAUUAAGGAUGCACAAAGAACUUGUAGAGCAAGGAAUUUUAGAACCAGAUGCACAAAAGAAGAGUCAAGAGGACGACGAAAUUUUGACUGAGAUAAAACGGUGUCAGCAGGAGCUUACUGCUCUUUCCAAUCAUAAUGUAACACAGUUAAAAAGACUGUUGAGUUUAGCUCAGGAGGAAAGCAAACGGCAAGCGUUGAAGAGGAAAAUUAGUACGGCGGAUAACGAAGUGAUAGAACACUACAAAAAACUUAUACUAGCAAAACAAAGAAAAGUACCUUUAACAAAAAAAGAACAGGAGAAAGCGUGGUCGUGUCUUCGAGAGAGGGAAAACCUUUUGGACCAGCUGAACAUGUUACCACACAACAACGUAGAACCUAUAGGUUUCGGCACUACGAACUAAAUGCAAUUUUUUACUGUAUUGUACAAUAUCGUGAUAAAACUAUGUAUAAAAAUUGAAUAAUAUCAGUCUAAUUUUUAAAU